UUGAUAGUUACUGAAAUGAGCAUAUCAUUACUUAUUCAAAAAUUAUCGCUUAUCAUGGCUUUAAGCAGUAAUGUUGACAAUGAUAAUUUGACAUGUGUACUCUACGGCAUUAGAGAUCUUCGUCUUGAACAACGUCCUAUUCCUCAACCUGGUGAAAAUGAAGUAUUAUUAAAAAUUCAGUGUGUUGGAAUUUGUGGUUCAGAUGUCCAUUAUUUAGUACAUGGUAAUAUUGGUAAUUUUAUUGUUAAAGAACCGAUGGUUAUUGGACAUGAAGCUAGUGGCAUUGUUAUUAAAACUGGAAAAGGUGUCACAAAUCUUAAAGUUGGGGAUAGAGUAGCUAUUGAACCAGGAGUUUCAUGUAGAAAAUGUUCAUUUUGUAAAACAGGUAAAUAUAAUUUAUGUCCUGAUAUGCAAUUUUGUGCAACUCCACCUUUUGAUGGUAAUUUGACACGGUAUUAUGUCCAUGCUGCUGAUUUUUGUUAUAAGUUACCAGAUUGUAUGACUUUAGAAGAAGGAGCACUACUUGAACCUCUUUCAGUUGGAGUUCAUGCCUGUAAGAAAGCAAAUAUAACAGUUGGCUCUACAAUUCUAAUUUUGGGUGCUGGACCAAUAGGAUUGGCCACAUUAGCAACAGCAAAAGCUAUGGGAGCAUCACAUAUUUAUAUUACUGAUCUAACUGAAUACAGAUUAAAUUUAGCUAGAGAAAUGGGUGCCUCAAAAACAAUUUUAAUAAAAAGAAGUUUUUCAGAUGAAGAAGCUAUAAGUCAUGUAAAAAAUGGAAUGGAUCAUAAAUUACCUGAUGUAACCUUAGACUGUAGUGGAUUUCAACAAACUAUGAAAAUGGGAAUAGAGAUCACUAAGUCUGGCGGAAUAUUAGUAAUUGUUGGAAUGGGAGCAUCUGGAAAUGUUCAAUUGCCUUUAUUUAAUGCUUUGUCUCGUGAAGUAGAUAUCAAAGGAGUAUUUCGAUAUGCUAAUGACUAUCCAAAUGCUUUAGAAAUGGUGGCUUCGAAAAGUGUCAAUUUAAAACCAUUAAUUACUCAUCAUUUUAAGUUGGAAAAUUCAUUGGAAGCUUUUAAGACUGCUGAAACUGGAGAAGGAGGUGCCAUUAAAGUCAUGAUUCAUUGUGAUUAAUAUACUUGAUUUUCUAGAAAAUAUAUUUUUAUCUAUACUAGUUUC
Messenger RNA from Daktulosphaira vitifoliae (grape phylloxera), 1176 nucleotides. RefSeq names its product sorbitol dehydrogenase-like. Gene Ontology annotation, molecular function: L-iditol 2-dehydrogenase (NAD+) activity; zinc ion binding. Gene Ontology annotation, biological process: D-sorbitol catabolic process. The coding region runs from base 16 to 1131 and encodes 371 amino acids. Lineage: Eukaryota; Metazoa; Arthropoda; Insecta; Hemiptera; Phylloxeridae. The transcript is spliced from 8 exons. The record is from RefSeq and is a predicted model, not a curated record.